Messenger RNA from Dioscorea cayenensis subsp. rotundata (Guinea yam), 693 nucleotides. RefSeq lists its product as uncharacterized. Lineage: Eukaryota; Viridiplantae; Streptophyta; Magnoliopsida; Dioscoreales; Dioscoreaceae. Bases 1 to 693 code for a protein of 230 amino acids. The transcript has 3 exons. The record is from RefSeq and is a predicted model, not a curated record.
AUGGUAGUGGGAAAAAUCCUAAGAAGCAUGGGAGCUAAGUAUAAUCACGUGGUGGCUGACGCCAUUGAGGAGUCGCGUGAUAUUACUAAAGCUUACACUAGAUGCGCUCACUUUCGCUCCCUAUCCUCUCAUGAAGCGCGGUUGAUCAGCCAAUCUGAUCAAGGAGAUGAGAAGGCUCUUCAUGUGAGGAAUGAGCUAUCAUCUUUGAAGGAUGCUGACAAAACACCUUCGAGAGGUCGCGGAAGAGAGCAAGGAGCUUCAAUGGUGGCAGAAGAGAAGGAAAAGGAAGUGAGUAAUCUGUUUAUGGUGCUUAAUGAAGGAGAGAGUCCGAGAAGGAGCUAUUUCACUGAGCUUGAUGAAUCCCAGAAGCUCAAGGUAAGGCUAGGAGAUGACAAGGAGAUAGAGGUGGAAGGAAGAGGCACAGUUGCCAUCAGUUUUGAAGGAGGGAGUGUAAAGCUUCUCCAUGAUGUUCAGUUUGUCCCUGGCCUCGCUCAUAAUCUUUUGAGCGUGGGACAACUACUCUCGAGGGGUUUCUCUGUUGUGUUUGAUGGAGACACAUGUUCUAUAUUUGAGAAAAACUCCGGCGAGCUCAUAACCACCGUCAGGCGAACGGAUAACAACAUGUUUUUGUUGAGGUUCUCCAGCGAUGGGAAAGCCCACAUUCUCUGUGAAGAAAGCAGAGGAUGCUCGUGA